Micromonas pusilla CCMP1545 is the source of this 825-nucleotide messenger RNA. RefSeq lists its product as uncharacterized. NCBI's taxonomy places the organism in Eukaryota, Viridiplantae, Chlorophyta, Mamiellophyceae, Mamiellales, Mamiellaceae. The transcript has a single exon. The record is from RefSeq and is a predicted model, not a curated record. Bases 1 to 825 code for a protein of 274 amino acids.
AUGACGCGAAUGCGCGGUGCGCUGCGCUGUCGGGGAAGAUACGCUCUUCCCACUGCUGACGUGUUAGGUCUCGUCGACAGCCUGUCGUAUGGCGUAGCAGUUAGGACGAGGAACGAUCGAUACAGUCGUAUGCGAAAACGGAUUAAUGUCUUAGUUAGAAACGUGGAAGGAGGCGUGCCUCCCACCGUGACGAGCCCGCCGCGGCGCGUUCCGCGCGCGCGUCGUCGUCGACGACGUCGGCAUCCGGCGCCCCCCUCCGUCGCCUCGCGAGAGGCGCGGUCGCGGAGGGACGCCGUCACGUGGACGUCGUCGUCGCGCGCGCGCGCGGACGCGGCGCGCGGCGGGCGGCUAAGUCGCUACAGGUACUCCCGCGGAGGGCGCGCGAAGACGGGCAGCGCGCGAGAUCUCGCCGACGAUCCGUCCAUCCGUCGCGCGUCGUCGGGUCCUCUUCCCGUCGUCGCCUCCUCCUCCUCCUCCUCCUCCUCCUCUUCCUCUUCCUCCUCAGCACGCCUUCGUGGAGACGCCCUUGUACACCACGGGCGUCCCGAGCGAGAUGUUCGUGACCGGCACGCCCGGCGCGGUCUUCCCGAACUCCGCCGCGGGCUCGAGCGCGACCCCGUGCUUUCGCUCGUAGCGCGCGGCCAUGCCGCCGUCCGCGGCGCAACACGCGAACGCGUAGUCCUUCGCCGUGUCCUCGCCCGUGACGCAGUCCUUCACCUUCCUGCCGCAGUAUCCGAACAGGCUGAACAAGAGUCAGAACAUCGCGAGCGUGCGUCGCGCGCGCGCUCGAGUGCGCGACGUCGUCGUUUCUUUUUUCGCGCCUGA